CGGAAGUAUCGUUGGCAACUUGGUUCCUUUUUAUGUGAGUUAGCUAACUUAACUUAACGUCUAAUUUACAGUCUCUGCUCGAUUCACACAUCAGAUGUUCUAGUAAUGGACGACUAUCAGACAGAAGAGACUACGUUCGUCGUUGAAGAUGUGAGUAAGAUCAUUAAAGAGGCAUUGGAAGCGGUCAUAGGAGAACACGACUACCAGCACAACAGGGUGAACCAGUGGACCAACCUUGUAUUGGAGCAGUGCCUCAGUCAACUCACCAAACUCUGGAAGCCGUUCAAAUAUAUUGUAACCUGUAUCAUCCUUCAAAAAAAUGGAGCAGGUCUGCAAACAGCUAGCUCAUGCUUCUGGGACAACACCUCCGACGGAAGCUGCGUAGAGAGAUGGGAGAACAAGUCCAUGUAUUGUAUCGUUACCGUUUUUGGAGUUGCCAUCUGAACCAACUAAAAUGCAAUUGAAGUAGUUGUGUACUUCUUCAAAACCACCAGGUUCUAUUUGGUCAUGUUGACUAAAACUGUUAUGUUUUUGUAUUAUGAGCUGAUUAAAACAAUCCUGUGCUGAA
Gasterosteus aculeatus aculeatus (three-spined stickleback) is the source of this 568-nucleotide messenger RNA. It is a transcript of the gene dynlt1b, whose product is annotated as dynein light chain Tctex-type 1b. Gene Ontology annotation, biological process: microtubule-based movement. Gene Ontology annotation, cellular component: cytoplasmic dynein complex; cytoplasm. Gene Ontology annotation, molecular function: dynein intermediate chain binding. NCBI's taxonomy places the organism in Eukaryota, Metazoa, Chordata, Actinopteri, Perciformes, Gasterosteidae. The record is from RefSeq and is a predicted model, not a curated record.